Mizuhopecten yessoensis (Yesso scallop) is the source of this 2257-nucleotide messenger RNA. RefSeq names its product 2-oxoglutarate-Fe(II) type oxidoreductase-like. Bases 117 to 1103 code for a protein of 328 amino acids. Gene Ontology annotation, molecular function: dioxygenase activity. The transcript is spliced from 2 exons. NCBI's taxonomy places the organism in Eukaryota, Metazoa, Mollusca, Bivalvia, Pectinida, Pectinidae. The record is from RefSeq and is a predicted model, not a curated record.
UACAGGAUUCACUACUGGUGUUUGUACCGGCAGGUAACUGACAGGAUCACGGGCAGUGAGAUAUAUUGACUUACAUUACAAGCAGGCACAUUAUCUACUGUUUGUGUGAUUCCAAAAUGUCGUUGAAGCUGCCAAUAGUCGAUCUGUCCAAAGUUCAUACUGAUCGUGAGUCUUUGGCGAAAGUGAUAGUGGACGCACUUGAGAACACUGGAUUUUUGUUCAUCGACAACAUAGAAGGAUUGGAUUUCGAGCUCUGGUUCAAAUGCUGUGAAUGGUUCUUUAAACAGCCAGAAGAAACCAAGAAAAAGCUAUUGAGGAACUUUUGGAACCCAGAUAACAAGAAUGUUUACCGUGGUUACUUCCCUGUUAAACCUAACGAACCUAGCAGAAAAGAAGGGUUUGAGUUUGCGCGUGACGUCCCUCGUAAUGACCCCACAGUCAAACCUAACAACUGGUUCUACGAGGACUCAGUGUGGCCGGAAGAGGAUGGAUCGUUCCCGUUCAGGGCCAAUAUGAGGGCACUUUACGAGAAACUACACGAAACGGCUUUAGAAAUAUUGCGUCUAACAGCCAUCGGAUUGGGAAUAGAAGAGGACAUUUUCACACCGUUGUUUUCUGACAAGCCGUGUACCACUUACAGGAUAAUGCAUUAUCCUCCCUGGGAGGGGACUCCCCCAGACAACGCCCGGAUAGAGGACAAUAAAGUUGUUAUUACACCAGAACACACAGAUACCAACUUCCUUACCCUUCUGGCGACCUUCGACUAUAAAGGACUCGAGGUUAAGAUGCCAGAUGGCACCUGGUUGGAAGUAGCUCCUCGUCCAAGGAGCCUUGUUAUGAAUAUAGGUGACACGUUCUCCAGAAUGAUGGGAGGGAGGUUGAAGGCUACCGCACAUCGCGUCAUAGACAUCGGGGUCGACAGGUAUACAUCUCCUUUUUUCUUUACACCCGGAUAUGAAAGCGACAUCGGCGUUAACUUCAUGUCCAAGGCGACGGGCAACGGUCCUGAUCAUGUAUUCGAGAGAUAUGGGCCUUGGGUAUUGAACGUUAUCAAAAAUGUAAAGAAGUAUUUUGAAUAUCGUGUUUUACCCGACAUAGAAUGAUAUGUAACAUUUGUGGAACUAUUCAAAGACUCCUGGAAUUUCAAGUAGUAAUCGGUUUUGUGUUGUUUAGGCCAAAUUUACUUUUAAAUGAAAGCGGUAUUAAACAAGAGUUGGAAUAUGUUCAUUUUGACGCACCGAUAUUUCUAGGAAUCGUUGCCAACUUCCAAUUGACAGAAUGCGACGUUUAUUUAUAUGAUUAUCUGUGGCUAUCAUUAUUUUGCGCUGCAAAAUUUUCUUGGGACGAAUAUAAAACAACUAAAAAUUAAGUAGAAAGUGAAAUCCCAAUGCUCACUCAUAUGUUCAGUAGAUGUUGAAAUAAAAGGUACAUCAAUAAUGGACUUCAUUAUCGUGAAGCUGUGAAGUUCGCGAGUGGUGAUGUUCGCGGUGUCACUCUUUAAAUUGAUCGUUGUAUAAAAAAUAUCGAGUCGGUAAUGGUUUUGAUAUCUUUAUAUUCUAUAUAUAUAUAAUCUGUAUACUUCAUAAAAAAAUAAAUAUCGAGUGGACUUACUGAACUUGAAAAACGCGAGCAUUCCCAUACCGCGAAAAGUUAUACUUUACCAGUAUGUGAGCGAAUAUAUUCAGUUGGUAUACAGACGUAACAUAAUAUCAAAAUAAAUUCAUUGUAUUUGUAUAAGUAGCCACUUUAUUCCACUAUGCGAAUGGCAUUAUAAGUUAAGUGUUUUCACUUAAAGAAUCCCAGCGGCUGUGCCCUAGCUUGUGACCGUGUAGUAAUAUCACCUACAGAUUACGUAGUCCAGUUUCUGUUCCAUUCUUGUUACGAUGUGUCUUGCAUCAUUAUCAACUAUCAAAAUAUGUCCCAUGGUUUUGUCAUAGCUUUCGACCUUUUGCCUACAUUACCGACAGCUCACGAAGUCCACUGGUUGAUUUUUAGCUUCAGACCGUGUGUAUCGAACAACGUCCAGUGGUUGUGCCCUAGUUUCUGACUGUAAAGUUACAUCAUUUACGACUGACGAAGUCCAGAGUCUGUGUCCUUGUUUUUGACCGUGUAUUCACUUACAGAUAUAAUGUACAAUGAUAGAGAUAUACACCAUCAUAUAUAUAUUGUUACACUUGUGCAUAUAGUUUGAUUCUUACUCACUUCGCAUAGAUUUCGUUAGCUAUUGUUUAUUAUGCAAUUUCAUAAUUAUAAUUGU